AAGACGAGUAGUCACAAAAUUUGCAACCGAAUUUAUAAUAGUUGCUAUGCGGUCGCUAAUCUGCGACGCUAUUGUAAUAAUUUGCAACUAACACGGUAGUCGCUACUAUUAUUUUUAAUAUUUAUUAAAAAGAAAUAAAAAAAAAACCCUUAGUAUAAUUAAAAAAAAAAAACCCUUAUUCCUAAAAAAAAAAAGGUUAUUGUCGCCAAAAAAAAAACAAGAAUUAUCAAUUAGUCUUAUACUCUUAUUCACCGUCAAAAACAAGAACUAUCAUACUCUUCCUCAAAAAAAAAAAAAAAGUUUCAGAACUUCAAAUCAAGCAUCACCGUCGUCUUCCUCUGCUGCCGUUGCGCCACCACUACUUCACCCAGCUCUCCUCCUCUCAAUGGCAUGUGUACAUCAGGAACAAUGCAAAUAUUGGUUCACAGAUGAUAUGAAAAGAAAAGCAGUUAAUGACAUGUUUGUGGUACUUUCUGACAUAUGGCUAGAUGACGAAGAGACUAUGGUAAAGCUGAAAGAAGUUCUGGAUGGAUAUGAAGCUGUGGAGGUGGUUCCUUCUUUGUUCAUAUUCAUGGGGAGUUUCUUCUCUUCCCCAUGUAAUCUAUCAUUUCAUUCUUUUGCUUCGCUUAGAUCGCAGUUUGGGAAUCUUGGUAAAAUGAUUGCUGAAUAUCCUCGAAUACUAGAGCAAAGCCGGUUUUUAUUUAUUCCUAGCAUUGAUGAUGCAGGCCCCUCGUCUGUUCUCCCAAGGUGUGCUCUUCCAAAGUAUCUAACAAAAGAACUUCAGAAAGAAAUACCAAAUGCCCUUUUUAUGAGCAAUCCUUGCAGGGAGAAUAUAUGGAAAAACUUGAGGAAAUUAAGAACAAAGGAAUUGAGAUAAACCCCGACAAAGUCUAUUUGGAGGUUGUAGGUGGGCAAAAGAAAGGAAAAGUCUACGGUUUAGGGAGUGCUUCACAAAUGUAUUACAAGAGCGAUCCUGCUUCUCAACUUACAGCAUCAUCUUCUACAGCUCUCAAGUUGAAGAAUUAAAGAAGAUGGCAGAAGAAAACCAUAAUAAGGUAGAAGAAAGCCAAAAAAUAGUGGCAGAGAGCUUAAAAUAUGCUAAGGAAUUCGUCGAAAAUCAUGAGAUCGAAAAAGGUACAUGGAAGAAGGAAAAAUUAGCUAUGUAAAAAACAUUGCAAGAAAUGCUAUCACUUGUCAAACAAGGUUACCGUCCUUGUAAGCCUCCUACGCCUACAGUCUCGUGAUACAACUAAGUGAUUUUUAUUUUCUUGGUGGUAAUUUUGUGAACAACUGGUUUUUUUUUUUACAUAGUCAUUAUUGGUUCUUAUUUGAAGUAGCUUUCUUUAUAUGGGAGGUGACUUUUAAAACAAUUAGUCAUUUGAGUUAAAUAUUGUUUUUUAAUACAUUGAUACAAAUUUGAUGAUGUUUUGGAUAUUUGAAUAAAAUUAACAUUUUGGUUAUUUGAAUUUA
Chenopodium quinoa (quinoa) is the source of this 1470-nucleotide messenger RNA. RefSeq names its product DNA polymerase epsilon subunit B-like. The coding region runs from base 386 to 877 and encodes 163 amino acids. Gene Ontology annotation, cellular component: epsilon DNA polymerase complex. Gene Ontology annotation, biological process: DNA-templated DNA replication; error-prone translesion synthesis. The record is from RefSeq and is a predicted model, not a curated record. NCBI's taxonomy places the organism in Eukaryota, Viridiplantae, Streptophyta, Magnoliopsida, Caryophyllales, Amaranthaceae. The transcript has 6 exons. Gene Ontology annotation, molecular function: DNA binding.